AUGGCGAUCCUGCUCAUUGGCCCUAGAUUGCUUACACCUUUCAUCUUUGAUCAUUUCUAUCUUUGGGUCAACAUGUCGUCAGCUCUAGCAGCGGCUAUAACUGCGAUUACUCCACCGAAUGUGUCCUAUAUACAAAUGGACUCACUUGUGAUCAUGAAAAUUGUUAAACAUGUGGAUAGCGAGCUUUAUGCUGGGAUGAGCGAGGUAGCCGGAGAGGCUUGUCAAGGACUGCUUACUGGCUUGGUCUCAGUUGAGAAGGAUGAUAGCCGUUUGGAAAUCACAAAUUGUUUCCCUACAGCAAGAGCAGAACCCGUACUAGAGAGCGACGAAAAUGCGGCACAGGCUAACCAAAUGUACGAGGAACUCAAGCAGCAAGAAAUGUUGGACAUGCUCCGAAAAUUUAGAAAUAUGAAUAUUGACUAUGAGCUUGUCGGUUUCUAUCAGGCUCAUCCAUUUGGUGCCUGUUUUUCUCAGGAUCUCGUUGAUUCGAUGUUCGAUUACCAAAGCAAUGGACCAGAUGGUGUAGUAAUAAUUUAUGAUCCCGUAAAGACAAGACAAGGACAGCUAUGUCUUCGUGCUUAUCGGUUAUCCGUUCCUGCACUCGAGCUCUGCGCCAAAAACGAUUGGUCCCCCGACGCGGUCAAGGCAGCAAACUUGACAUAUCAGUCUAUGUUUGAAGAACUACCUAUCGUUAUCAAAAGCAGCCAUCUUGUUAAUGUUAUGAUGGCAGAAUUGUCGCUAGCGCCUACACGUAUUGCUGACCGGUUUUCCACCCACUUGGAGCUAGGUUCCCGAAGGUCAUUAGAGAAAAGCGUCCGUGCAAUGAUGGCCAACAUUGAUGAGUUAAACAAGUCUAUUGCCGCAUACGGCAAGUAUGUUAACGACAAGCAGCGACACGAUAAUAUGAUCUAUAAUUUGACGCAAAAACGACAAGCGGAGAAUGAGCAGCGGUUAGCAAGAGGUGAACCUCCUUUAUCGAUGGAUGAUAUUCGAAAGCAGAAGGAACCACAACUUCAAACGCGAAAUGGAAUGCUUGAUGCGAUGUUGAGCAGUUGUGAGACACAGGCAUUGGCUGAUUUCUGCGUUAAGGUAACUGGAGAGAACAUUGCCAAAUUGUUCCUUGCUGAAGCGAUUGCCGAUGACAAAGGAACUACGAAAGAUCGCUCACAAAGUCUGCUUACUCGCUAAUCCUUACCAUCCCACUAUUUCUCAAUCCUGUUGAUUAAUUUCUCUACGGUAACUGAGUUAUUUCGAAUUGGUGAUGAGUGAUGAUAGUCCAUCCUAUCUGCUUCUCCUUUCUUACACAAUUUUUUAGUUAAAUGUUCUAUUUUUUGUUGGUAUGAUUUGUUGUCAUACAAUGCAUUCUGUGCAUUGGCAAUACGUUGUUUUGUUGGAA
Messenger RNA from Cylicocyclus nassatus, 1396 nucleotides. Lineage: Eukaryota; Metazoa; Nematoda; Chromadorea; Rhabditida; Strongylidae. The record is from the annotation of a GenBank genome assembly.